Trichomonas vaginalis G3 is the source of this 348-nucleotide messenger RNA. RefSeq names its product positive regulation of myosin-light-chain-phosphatase protein. The record is from RefSeq and is a predicted model, not a curated record. The transcript has a single exon. Bases 1 to 348 code for a protein of 115 amino acids. NCBI's taxonomy places the organism in Eukaryota, Parabasalia, Trichomonadida, Trichomonadidae. Gene Ontology annotation, molecular function: protein binding.
AUGAGAAAUAGAAAUGAAAUAGCAGAACUUCUUAUUUCACAUGGUAUAAAUAUCAAUGAAAAAGAUAAAUUUGGAGAAACCGCUCUUCAUACUGCAGCAAGUUGUAAUUUUCUAGGAACAGCCAAACUUCUUAUUUCACAUGGUAUAAAUAUCAUUGAAAAAAAUAAUGAUGGGAAAACUGCUCUUGAUAUUGCAGCAUCUAAUAAUUGUAAAAAUCUUAUUUUACAUUGUAUAAAGAUCAAUGAAAAAGAUGAUGAUGAUAAAAAGGCCGCUCUUCAAAUUGCAGCGAUUAAUAAUAGUAAAGAAACAGCCGAGGUUCUUUCGUUUUCUGAUAUUUUUGAAGAUUAA